AGGAACUAAACUUAGAGAGAGAGAGAUAGCACGGCGGUGAAGCUGCGAGCGAGUGUCUUGAAACGAGUGGACUAGACGCGGUAGCUUUAGCAAAACCCUAGCUACACCGGUGAGAGCCAUUGUUGUGUGCUGGUGCUGCUCAACUUCAACUACCACUACGACUCUCUGCGUUCUCAACCGUGCGUCACCGUCACCGUCAUCAUGAGCCGCUACGACAGCCGCUCCGGCGAUCCAGGUUCCUACCGUGACCGAAGAAGUGAUUCGGGGCUAGGUGCACCUACGGCUACAGGAUACGGUGGUUCAAGCAGAAAGGAGUACGAUGAAGGUGGGUCAGGGUCGCCAAGGAAACUGAAUUUGGAUGGGUUGCCUCAUUUUGAGAAAAACUUCUACAAUGAAUCACCCGCUGUAAGGGAAAUGACGGAGGAAGAUGUUAAUGAGUAUCGCCAGCGGAGGGAAAUCACUGUUGAAGGCCGAGAUGUUCCAAAACCUGUCAAGUCCUUUCACGAUGUUGGUUUUCCAGAAUAUGUAUUGCAAGAAAUUAAGAAAGCUGGCUUUGUGGAACCUACACCCAUUCAGUCUCAAGGUUGGCCAAUGGCUUUGAAGGGACGUGAUCUGAUAGGAAUUGCAGAAACAGGAUCAGGGAAGACGCUUGCUUACUUGUUACCCGCCAUAGUGCAUGUUAAUGCCCAGCCAAUUCUAGAUCCUGGGGAUGGACCUAUUGUGUUAGUUUUGGCCCCAACACGGGAACUUGCUGUCCAAAUACAACAAGAGUGUACUAAAUUUGGUGCAUCGUCAAGGAUUAAGAGUACAUGCAUAUAUGGUGGGGUUCCCAAGGGGCCUCAGGUGCGCGAUCUCCAGAAAGGUGUUGAAAUUGUAAUUGCCACUCCGGGAAGGUUAAUUGAUAUGAUGGAGUCAAAUCAUACUAACUUGCGGAGAGUCACAUACCUGGUAUUGGAUGAAGCUGAUAGGAUGUUGGACAUGGGGUUUGAUCCUCAGAUACGGAAAAUUGUCUCUCAGAUUCGUCCUGACCGUCAAACAUUGUACUGGAGUGCUACCUGGCCAAAGGAGGUUGAACAAUUGGCAAGGCAGUUCCUUUAUAACCCAUACAAAGUAAUUAUAGGAUCUCCUGAUUUAAAAGCUAACCAUGCUAUACGGCAAUAUGUGGACAUAGUUAGUGAAAAGCAGAAAUAUGAUAAAUUGGUGAAGUUACUGGAGGACAUCAUGGAUGGCAGCCGAAUACUGAUAUUCAUGGAUACUAAGAAAGGAUGUGAUCACAUUACUAGGCAGCUCCGCAUGGAUGGUUGGCCUGCACUUUCAAUUCAUGGAGAUAAAAGUCAAGCAGAAAGAGAUUGGGUGCUCUCAGAGUUUAAAUCUGGAAAGAGUCCUAUAAUGACUGCAACAGAUGUUGCAGCUCGCGGUUUAGAUGUAAAGGAUGUGAAGUAUGUGAUAAAUUAUGACUUCCCGGGAUCACUUGAGGAUUAUGUUCAUCGCAUUGGUCGGACUGGGAGAGCUGGUGCUAAAGGAACUGCAUACACAUUCUUCACAGCUGCUAAUGCCAGAUUUGCAAAGGAACUUAUAACCAUACUGGAGGAAGCUGGACAGAGAGUGAGUCCUGAAUUGGCAGCAAUGGGGCGCGGUGCACCUCCUCCGCCUUCAGGAGGCUUCCGAGACCGUGGGAAGGGUUAUGGCAGUGCUCGCGCAUGGAGCUGAUUGAUGGAAUUCCAAAAAUCAUGGGUGUCCUUGAUGUUGCAACCUGACGCAUUGUAUUGUCAAAUUAGCUUUUUGUAAGAAUAGUGGUAGGAAUUUGGUUUUCUUCUUUGUUAGACUUUUUUUUUUUCGUAUUUAUUUGGUUGAAAUGUCCACAGAACAUGAAGAAGCCUUGUAUCUACAGUCAAACAAUUGUUUAUACUUUAUAGUUCAUACCACACUAAUUCAUUUCGCAGGAUGCGAAGAUGCAUUUGUUUUAAUUA
Messenger RNA from Gastrolobium bilobum, 1970 nucleotides. RefSeq names its product DEAD-box ATP-dependent RNA helicase 20. The record is from RefSeq and is a predicted model, not a curated record. Lineage: Eukaryota; Viridiplantae; Streptophyta; Magnoliopsida; Fabales; Fabaceae. The transcript has 10 exons. Gene Ontology annotation, molecular function: RNA binding; ATP binding; RNA helicase activity. The coding region runs from base 202 to 1710 and encodes 502 amino acids. Gene Ontology annotation, cellular component: cytoplasm; nucleus; ribonucleoprotein complex.